AUGCUGCGGAUCCUGUGCCUGGCACUCUGUGGCCUGCUGCCAGGCACUCGAGCCGACCCGGGCGCGCUGCUGCGGUUGGGCAUGGACAUCUUGAACCAUGAGGUGCAGAGCGCCAUGGAGGAGAGUCACAUCCUGGAGAAGAUGGCAGCCGAAGCCGGCAAGAAGCGGCCGGGCGUGAAGCCCAUCAAGGGCAUCACCAACAUGAAGGUCAAGGACGUCCAGCUCCCUGUCAUCACGCUGAACUUCGUCCCUGAAGUGGGCAUCUUCCAGUGUGUGUCCACGGGCAUGACCAUCACGGGAAAGAGUUUCAUGGGAGGGAACAUGGAGAUCAUCAUCGUCCUGAACAUCACAGCCACCAACCGGCUCCUGCAGGAGGAGGAGACGGGCCUCCCCGUGUUCAAGAGCGAGGGCUGUGAGAUCACCCUGGUCAGCGUGAAGACCAACCUGCCCAGCAACAUGCUGCCCAAGAUGGUCAACAAGUUCCUGGACAGCACCCUGCACAAGGUCCUCCCCGGCAUGCUGUGUCCAGCCAUUGACGCAGUCCUGGUGUACGUGAACCAGAAGUGGGCCAGACUCAGUGACCCUAUGCCCGUGGGCCAGAUGGGCACUGUCAAGUACGCCCUGAUGUCCACACCGGCCACCACGGCCAGCCACAUCCAGGUGGACUUCAGCCCCGAGGUUACGCAGCAGAAAGGCAAAACCAUCAAGCUGGCCGAGGACGGGGGGCCCCUCGAGAUCCCGGGGGGCUAUGCCGAGGGGUCAUCGCAGCUGCUGCUCUCGGCCGCCCUCCUCACAGCUGAGCUGGCCCUUCUGCAGAAGUCCUUCAACAUGGACAUCCAGGACCAGACGAUUGGUGAGCUGCCACCACAAACCACGGUGACCCUGGCCGGCUUCAUCCCUGAGGUGGCCGAGGCCUAUCCCAAGCCCAAGCCCGUAGUGACCCAGAUCAGGAUAAACAAGCCCCCCAAGGUCACCAUGAAGACGGGCAAGAGCCUGCUGCACUUCCACGGCUCGCUGGAGAUCUUCACCACCUGGCGGCGGGGCAAGCCCCCCAUGUCCCUGUUCCUCCUGGAGACACACUUCAACCUGAAAAUCCAGUACUCGGUGCAGGGGAACCGGCUGCAGAUGGACACCUCUGUGGACAGAUUGCUGAGCCUGACGCGGGGGUCCUCAUCAAUUGGUAACUUCAACGAGGAGGAGCUGACUGGCUACAUCACCGAUUAUCUCCAGGAAGCCUUUGUCCCCGUGGUCAACGAUGUGCUCCGAGUGGGGUUCCCGCUCCCGGAUCUUCUGGCCAUCGAUUACAACCUGGCGGAGCUGCACAUAGCAGAGAAUGCUCUAGUGCUGGAUCUGAAGCGGGACUGA
Marmota monax (woodchuck) is the source of this 1365-nucleotide messenger RNA. RefSeq names its product BPI fold containing family B member 6 (gene Bpifb6). Lineage: Eukaryota; Metazoa; Chordata; Mammalia; Rodentia; Sciuridae. The transcript is spliced from 15 exons. Bases 1 to 1365 code for a protein of 454 amino acids. The record is from RefSeq and is a predicted model, not a curated record. Gene Ontology annotation, molecular function: lipid binding.